Myodes glareolus (Bank vole) is the source of this 8074-nucleotide messenger RNA. RefSeq names its product protein tyrosine phosphatase non-receptor type 13 (gene Ptpn13). Gene Ontology annotation, molecular function: protein tyrosine phosphatase activity; phosphatidylinositol 3-kinase regulatory subunit binding. Gene Ontology annotation, biological process: peptidyl-tyrosine dephosphorylation. The record is from RefSeq and is a predicted model, not a curated record. Gene Ontology annotation, cellular component: cytoskeleton; nucleus; cytoplasm. Lineage: Eukaryota; Metazoa; Chordata; Mammalia; Rodentia; Cricetidae.
CGCGCGCUGCGCUCCGGUGGCCGCACCGCGACUCCCCACGCGCCGGUAACAUGCAUGUGUCACUAGCAGAGGCUCUGGAGGUUCGGGGUGGACCACUGCAAGAGGAAGAGAUAUGGGCUGUAUUAAAUCAAAGUGCUGAAAGUCUCCAAGAACUAUUCAGAAGAGUGAGCAUUGCUGACCCUGCCGCCCUUGGCUUCAUCAUCUCUCCGUGGUCGCUGCUGCUGCUGCCGUCUGGCAGUGUGUCCUUUACAGAUGAAAACAUCUCCAACCAGGACCUUCGAGCAUUCACUGCACCAGAAAUGCUUCAGAACCAUUCGCUAACUUCCCUCUCUGAUGUCGAAAAGAUCCAUAUUUAUUCUCUUGGAAUGACAUUGUAUUGGGGGGCUGAUCAUGAAGUACCUCAAAGCCAACCCAUCAGGCUGGGAGACCAUCUCAACAGCAUCCUGCUAGGCAUGUGUGAGGACGUCACCUAUGCCCGAGUGUCCGUGCGGACUGUCCUGGAUGCCUGCAGUGCCCACAUUAGGAACAGCAACUGUGCACCUUCGUUUUCCUACGUGAAACAGUUGGUAAAGCUGGUUCUGGGAAAUAUUUCUGGGACGGAUCAGCUUUCCCGUAGCAGUGAACAAAAGCCUGAUCGAAGCCAGGCUAUUCGAGACCGACUGAGAGGAAAAGGAUUACCCACAGGAAGAAGCUCCACUUCUGAUGUACUAGACAUACACAAGGCUCCAUUCUCUCAUCAGACUUUUCUUAACAAAGGGCUUAGUAAAUCUAUGGGAUUUCUGUCCAUCAGAGACACACAAGAUGAGGAAGAUUAUUUCAAGGAUAUCCCAUCUGAUAAUAAUUCCAGGCAUGAAGAUUCUGAGACUGUCUGUUCCCCUUACCAGUUCAAAACUAGCAGUCCACAAAAACGGGCUUUCCCUGCAGUGGACACGUUCUCUAAGAGAAAGGUCUGGGCUUCGUCCAUGGACUUGCUUUGUACGGCUGACAGGGACUUUUCUGGAGAGACUGGCAGGUCCCAGCACUGUGACCCUGAGGCGGUAACAGGACGGACUUCAGCCACUCCUAGAAAGAAGGAGGCCAGGUACUCUGAUGGAAGCAUUGCCUUGGAUAUCUUUGGGCCUCAGAGAGCGGAGCCAGCAUAUCACACUCGAGACACGCCAACAUCUUCUGCAGUAUCAAGCGCCUUGGACCGAAUUCGAGAGAGACAAAAGAAGCUUCAGGUUCUGAGAGAAGCCAUGAAUGUGGAAGAACCAGUUCGAAGAUACAAACCUUACCACAGUGAUCUCUUUAGUACCUCCAGUGAAAGCCCGUCCAUUAUCUCCUCGGAGUCAGAUUUCAGACAAGUGAGAAGAAGUGAAGCUUCAAAGAGGUUUGAGUCCAGCGGCGGUCUUCCUGGAGCAGAAGAAGCUGGUCAGGGCCCAUCUCAGAGACCACGACAGUACGACACAUCCCUUGAAGGCAGCUUAAUCAAUCAAGAGAUGAUGCUGAAGCGGCAAGAAGAAGAAAUGAUGCAGCUGCAAGCCAGGAUGGCUCUCCGGCAGUCUCGGCUGAGCCUGUAUCCAGGGGAUACAAUCAAAGCUUCCAUGCUUGACAUCUCCAGAGAUCCACUAAGAGAAAUUGCCCUGGAAACAGCCAUGACCCAGAGAAAACUGAGGAAUUUCUUUGGCCCUGAGUUUGUGAAGAUGACAAUUGAGCCGUUUAUUUCUUUGGAUUUGCCACGGUCUAUCCUUAACAAGAAGGGGAAGAAUGAAGACCACCGGAGGAAAGUGAACAUAAUGCUCCUGAGUGGGCAGAGACUUGAGCUCACCUGUGACACCAAGACCGUAUGCAAAGAUGUCUUUGACAUGGUGGUGGCUCACAUUGGCUUAGUAGAGCAUCAUUUGUUUGCUCUGGCUACCCUCAAAGAGAAUGAAUAUUUCUUUGUUGAUCCUGACUUAAAAUUAACCAAAGUGGCCCCGGAGGGAUGGAAAGAAGAACCAAAGAAAAAGGGCAAAGCCGCUGUUGAUUUUACUUUGUUUUUCCGAAUUAAAUUUUUCAUGGAUGAUGUUAGUUUGAUACAACACAGCCUCACCUGCCAUCAGUACUACCUGCAGCUGCGAAGAGACCUCCUGGAGGAGAGGCUGCACUGUGACGACGAGGCGGCCCUGCUGCUGGCCUCCCUGGCGCUGCAGGCGGAGUACGGAGAUUACCAGCCAGAGAUCCAUGGCGUGUCCUACUUUCGGCUGGAGCACUAUUUGCCUGCCCGAGUGAUGGAGAAGCUUGAUGUGUCCUACAUCAAAGAGGAGUUGCCCAAACUGCACAACACCUAUGCAGGAGCCUCCGAGAAGGAGACAGAGCUAGAGUUCUUAAAGGUCUGCCAAAGGCUGACAGAGUAUGGAGUUCAUCUCCACCGAGUGCACCCUGAGAAGAAGUCACAGACAGGAAUCCUGCUUGGAGUCUGUUCCAAAGGAGUGCUUGUGUUUGAAGUUCACAAUGGAGUGCGUACGUUGGUCCUUCGCUUCCCAUGGAGAGAAACAAAGAAGAUUUCCUUUUCAAAAAAGAAAAUCACCCUCCAGAACACAUCAGACGGAAUCAAGCACGCGUUCCAGACGGACAGCGGUAAGGCUUGCCAGUACCUGCUGCACCUCUGCUCUUCCCAGCACAAGUUCCAGCUGCAGAUGCGGGCGCGGCAGAGCAACCAGGAUGCCCAAGACAUUGAGAGAGCUUCGUUUAGGAGCCUGAGCCUGCAAGCAGAAUCUGUUAGAGGAUUUAAUAUGUGCCGCGCAAUCAGCACUGGCAGUCUGGCCAGCAGCACCCUCAACAAGCUUGCCGUCCGACCCCUGUCAGUUCAAGCUGAGAUUCUGAAGAGGCUCUCCUGCUCAGAGCUGUCACUCUACCAACCACUGCAGAACAGUUCCAAAGAGAAGAACGGCAGAGCUUCAUGGGAGGAAAAGCCUAGAGGGAUGAGUAAAUCCUACCAUGACCUCAGUCAGGCCUCUCUCUAUCCUCAUUGGAAACAGGCCGUUAACGUGGAGUCCCUACCGCCAGCCUUUGCGGAGCUGGUGGGAAAACCACUGUACCCGAUGGCGAGACCUGACACAGAAUCCCUGGCAGGAGUCACAAAGCUUAAUAAUUCAAAGUCUGUUGCCAGUUUAAAUAGAAGCCCCGAGAGGAGGAAACAGGAAUCAGAAUCAUCCAGUGAAGACCCUGGCCAAGCGUAUGUCAUAGGAAUGACUUUGCCUAGUUCUGGAAACUCUUCAUCCCAAGUACUCUUUAAAGACAAUGAUAUACUGCACAAAAGAUGGAGUGUCGUGUCUUCACCAGAGCGGGAGAUCACACUGGUGAACCUGAAGAAAGAUUCAAAGCAUGGCUUAGGAUUUCAAAUUAUUGGAGGGGAAAAGAUAGGAAGGCUGGACCUAGGUGUGUUCAUCAGUUCAGUUACCCCCGGAGGACCAGCUGACUUGGAUGGAUGCUUAAAGCCUGGGGACCGCUUGAUAUCUGUGAACAGUGUGAGCCUGGAAGGCGCCAGUCACCACGCUGCAGUUGACAUUCUGCAGAAUGCACCUGAAGAUGUGACCCUCGUCAUCUCCCAGCCGAAAGAAAAGCCAACCAAAGUGCCUUCUACUCCUGUGCAUUUUGCCAAUGGGAUGAAAAACUACAUGAAGAAACCUUCCUACGUUCUGGACAGUGCUGUGGAGCCUGCAGAGGACCAGCCCUGGCCACGUGGCACCCUCAGGCACAUCACAGAGAGUCCUUUCGGGCUCUCCGGGGGCCUGCGGGAAGGAAGCCUCAGCUCCCAGGACUCCAGGACCGAAAGUGCCAGCUUGUCCCAGAGCCACGUCAACGGCUUCUUUGCGAGCCACUUAGGUGACCGAGGCUGGCAGGAGCCACAGCACAGCAGCCCAUCCCUAUCCGUGAUGUCCAAGGUCGCAGAGAAGGUUUUCUCCGACAGUAACCGGAGCAAAGCUAAAAGGCCAGGCCUUUCUGACACAACUGAGCUCUCUGACCAUGGUGAUUCUGACAUAGAUGAUGCCACUUACUCCAGCAACCAGGAUCAUCAAACUCCGAAAAAGGAACCUACCUCCUCCAUGAAUACAUCCAACAAAAUGAGCUUUAAACCUUGCUCUGCGUCACCUCCUAAGCCUGGAGAAAUCUUUGAGGUUGAACUGGCUAAAAAUGAUAACAGCUUGGGAAUAAGUGUCACGGUACUGUUUGCCAAGGGAGGUGUGAAUACCAGUGUCCGCCAUGGUGGUAUUUACGUGAAAGCCGUUAUUCCCAAAGGAGCAGCAGAGUCAGAUGGCAGAAUUCACAAAGGUGAUCGUGUGCUCGCCGUUAAUGGAGUCAGUCUAGAAGGAGCUACCCACAAGCAGGCUGUGGAAACACUACGAAACACAGGGCAGGUGGUCCAUCUAUUGCUACAAAAGGGGCAGACGUCGACAUCCAAAGAACAUGAUCCUACAGACCCACAGUGCGUCUCUCCAGACCAGGAUGCCCCAGGCCAACGCCCAGAAAAGACAGUGCAGAAAACAGCUCAUGACUCAGGCAAAGACUACAGCUUCAUGACUGAAGAUAAUACAUUUGAGGUCAAACUAUUUAAAAACAGCUCAGGCCUAGGAUUCAGUUUUUCUCGAGAAGAUAAUCUUAUACCAGAACAAAUCAACGCCAGCAUAGUGAGAGUCAAAAAGCUCUUCCCUGGACAGCCAGCUGCAGAAAGCGGAAAGAUUGAUGUUGGAGACGUUAUAUUGAAAGUGAACGGAGCCCCGUUGAAGGGACUGUCUCAGCAGGAAGUCAUAUCUGCUCUCAGGGGAACGGCUCCUGAAGUGUCCUUGCUCCUCUGCAGACCCCCGCCCGGUGUGCUACCAGAAAUUGAUACUGCGUUUUCGACUCCGCUCCACUCUCCAGCACAAGUGUUUCUGAACAACAGUAAAGAGGCUUCUCAGCCGUCGCCCUUCUCAGAGGAACCAGGUACCAGCUCGGACGAGAACGAGCUGUCUGGCAGAAACCAGGAGCAGCGCCAGUGUCUCUCCAGGAGAGCGAGCUCUAGUGCCAGCAGCGUGAGUGGGGAGGAUGACCCCGUGAGCGCUCCAGCCGAGAAACCACGUGGCACCUUGCCUUCAGCUUUGACUCAGACUCUGAAUAACAUGGUGUCCCAGGCGCACAGUCAGCAGGAAGAACCCACAUGUGCCAUGUUUUACCUCCCUCGAAAAACAACCAGCAAACCGGAAUUUGAGAACAGCCAUCCUCCUCUUCCUCCUCCACCGCUGGAUGUCAGCCCUGGACAGACCUGUCAGCCCCAGUCAGAAUCUGCUGCUUCUGACUCGGUUGGGAAAUACUAUACACAUCUUGCUUCUGAGCUGAACAAACCAGAAAACUUGACAACUUGGAAAAAUGACUUGGGAAACCACCUUGACGACUCUGAGCUGGAAGUCGAGCUUCCCAUCACCCUGAUUAAAUCAGAAAAAGGAAGUCUGGGUUUUACAGUAACCAAAGGCAGCCAGAGUAUAGGUUGUUAUGUCCAUGAUGUCAUACAGGAUCCAGCCAAGGGUGAUGGCAGGCUGAAGCCUGGAGACCGUCUUAUAAAGGUUAAUGAUACAGACGUCACAAACAUGACCCACACCGAUGCCGUGAAUCUGCUACGAGCUGCACCCAAGACAGUCAGAUUAGUCCUUGGGCGGAUUCUAGAGUUACCCAGGAUGCCAGUGUUUCCCCAUCUGCUGCCUGACAUUACAAUAACGUGCCAGGGAGAGGAGUUAGGAUUUUCCCUGUCUGGAGGUCACGGCAGUGCGCAUGAAGUGGUGUACAUCAGCGACAUCAACCCGCGGUCGGCUGCAGCUGCCGAGGGAGGUCUGCAGCUGUUGGAUGUCAUCCACUAUGUGAACGGAGUCAGCACACAAGGGAUGACCUUGGAAGACGCAAACAGAGCCCUGGACCUGUCCCUUCCUUCUGUGGUGCUAAAAGCAACAAGAGAUGGUUGUCCGGUAGUGCCUAAUUCAACAAGAUCUGCCAUCUCAGCCUCCAGAGUCACCACAACCAACGGGCACACCAGCACGGAGCCUUGUGGUCAGCCUUCCCUUGCACCUAAGAGCUCGUUCUCCAAGGUUAAUGGGGAAGAAGUAGUUGAAGCUGUGUACCCUGGAGGGAAAUGCUCGUCUUCUCAGAUGAUGGAGUCAGCAGACCGGACUGAAACCAAAGACUCUGACUCCCCGGAUGGUGACAUCUAUGAUGAUCCACAAGAAGCUGAGGUUAUCCAGUCCUUGCUGGAUGUUGUGGAUGAAGAAGCCCAGAACCUCUUAAGCCAAACUAAAGCCACUAGAAGGGCCUAUUCUCCAGAUCCAUUGAGGAUGAAUGGGGAGGCACCAGAAGGAGGCGCAGAUACAGACUGUGAUGAUGCUCGGUUACCUGCGGACGGCCCCGAGUUGCUGAAUGGCUGUGAAGAGCACAAAGGAAACCCAAGCAGCAAAAGCAUACCUGAGGCAUCAGAAGAAAGGACGUCUGCAGAAGACGGAGUAACACGAGGAAGCAGGGCAUUCCCAACAGAGACAGCAGACCAUGGAGACUCCAGCAAAGAUUGCCCCUUUCUGACAAAUGAGGAGCUGGCUGCCCUGCCAGUGGUCAGAGUCCCUCCGUCUGGCAAGUACACCGGCACUCAGUUGCAGGCCACCAUCCGCACGCUUCAAGGUUUGCUUGAUCAAGGGAUCCCUGCUCAGGAGCUACAGAAUCUUCAAGAAUUAAAACCACUGGAUCAGUGCCUGAUUGGUCAGACCAAGGAAAACCGAAGGAAGAACAGAUACAAAAAUAUCCUUCCCUAUGACACCACGAGAGUGCCUCUUGGAGAUGAAGGUGGCUACAUCAACGCCAGUUUCAUCAGGAUCCCAGUGGGGACACAGGAAUUUGUCUACAUCGCCUGCCAGGGGCCUUUGCCCACUACCGUGGGGGAUUUCUGGCAGAUGGUUUGGGAGCAGAACUCCACAGUGAUAGCAAUGAUGACCCAGGAGGUGGAAGGAGAAAAGGUCAAAUGCCAGCGCUACUGGCCGAGCAUUCUCGGCACGACCACCAUGGCCAAUGAGAGGCUGCGCCUGGCCCUCCUGAGGAUGCAGCAGCUGAAGGGGUUCGUUGUCAGGGUGAUAACCCUGGAGGAUAUUCAGACAGGAGAGGUGCGCCAUAUUUCUCAUCUGAAUUUCACUGCCUGGCCCGACCACGACACACCGUCCCAGCCAGACGACCUGCUCACUUUCAUCUCCUACAUGAGACACGUCCACAGGUCAGGCCCAGUCAUCACACACUGCAGCGCUGGCAUUGGACGCUCAGGGACCCUCAUAUGCAUAGACGUGGUCCUCGGACUAAUCAGCCAAGAUCUUGAAUUCGACAUCUCUGACUUAGUGCGCUGCAUGAGACUACAAAGACAUGGCAUGGUGCAGACAGAGGGUCAGUACGUUUUCUGCUAUCAAGUCAUCCUCCAUGUCCUGACUCACCUUCAGGCUGAAGAGCAGAAGGCACAGCCAUGGCUCCCACAGUGACCGAGCAGCCUCCCUCCCUCCUUGCCUCCAACUGACUCCUGCUCCACUCAGACAAGAGCAGCCAGGCCACGCAAUCAGUCCUCACCCUUAGAGGAGCGUGCUCCUGCAGUCCUCACCCCUAGAGGAGGGUGCUCCUGCCAGAAACCCGCCGGGGUGUGGUGUUUUACAGCCGCUUUCACCUCUGAUGGUUAUCAUGACCUGAGCAAGGCAGGUCUUCCGACUGGAAGCAGCAUUUGAUCAUAGUGGACUUUGUUACAAAGACAAUGAGUUUAUUUUUAAUGUAUCAAAUCUUGUUUAUAGCAAAUUUUUCCAGUAUUUUAAUAAAGUAGAUUUAUUUUAUAGAGGAUACUUGAAGCCAGUAUUUAAGCUUUUAAUGACAGUAAUAUUGGCAUAGAGAAGAAACUAGCAAUGUUUACUGUAUCGGUUUCUAAUGUUUACUAUAUACAGUGUCCUGUAAUAUAUUUAUAUACUUUUCACGAAGAUGAGGUUCCCGGAAACCCAUUUGUCCCUGUAUCAUCUGUUCCUAAUGCGUCCUCUCACUUUGUAAAUAAAACUACACCUUAAACUUGGACAACCAA